Messenger RNA from Carassius auratus (goldfish), 1017 nucleotides. RefSeq names its product regulator of G protein signaling 1 (gene rgs1). The transcript is spliced from 3 exons. The record is from RefSeq and is a predicted model, not a curated record. Bases 478 to 969 code for a protein of 163 amino acids. Lineage: Eukaryota; Metazoa; Chordata; Actinopteri; Cypriniformes; Cyprinidae.
UGGUAUAUAUUAAAUGUCACAUUUUUGUUUGAUUUUUUCACAGGUUUGCAAAGGAAAAAAUAUGAUGCUUUCUUUUAAGCAUCACUAUUUAACUUGUGUUAUCUUGUGACACAAAAAGUCAUAAAGCAAUGUUAAACAGUGGACUGAUGAGCAGGCCAUCAAGAUGUUUUCUUCAUGACUUUACGGACUGAGGAGGUGACCCUGCCCAAAGUUUUGCAUGCUGAUUUCCAUGUGUUCCAUUCAUGCCAGUAAAUGUGUUUAGACCCACCAGAGCCACACAGAGUCAGAGAGUGAAGGAGACUCCAUGCAGAGGACACCGCUGUCAGAGAUGGCCAUAAAGUGAGUCCCUGAUUUUUAAUGGUUCCAUCUGCAUUCUUAUUUUUGAAAUGAUACUAAUACACUUGAAUCUACUGGUCACGAGGAAUUUCAGAUUCUAAGGAUUUAAAUUGACAGGGAUGCUAUAGGAUUCUGUUAUCAAUGUAUUUGAGAUCUUUAUCACAAUCAGCUUCACCAGUGAAGGAUCUCCAUGUAAUUUUCAAGGGUAGAUUUUGUUGCUUUUCUCAGGAACCUGUUGAUGAUGUGGACUCUUGGGGCGAGUCCAUUGAGAAGCUUCUGUCCUGUAAAGCGGGACAGAUGGCUUUCCAGGACUUCCUAAAGUCGGAAUACAGUGAGGAAAAUAUUCUGUUCUGGCUGGCAUGUGAGGAAUACAAAAAGAUCAAGAGCGCACCUGAGAUGAUCAGCAUGGCAAACCAAAUCUACACGGAGUUUGUGCAAACGGAAGCACCCAGACAGGUCAAUAUUGAUUCUGGGACUCGCACAAAUAUUACAAACAACAUCUCGGAGCCAAACCUGAGCUCAUUUGAUACGGCACAGAAGAUGAUCUUCAGUCUAAUGGCGAGAGACUGCUAUCCCAGGUUUCUGAAGUCUGACAUCUACCAGUCCAUUCUGCAAAAGCAUGGAAAGAGUUGACUCCAUAAUGACUAAUGAUUAGUGUACAUCAAGUUUAACUAUUGCCAG